AUUGCUGACAUAGAAGAAACAAAGUAAACCUAUUUAUAAUGUCACUCAUCUCAAACUCAAAGCUUAGAUUUCGGCUAGCUAACAACUUACUCCACAAUGACGACCAAAUCAAAAUUUGAGCCCAAUGAAUUGGACGCGGAGUUCGACAACUUUUGGCAAAAGGUUAGCUGCUAUGCGGCCAACCAAUUUCCCUUUGAGGAGCGUUGCGAUUUCGUUAAAAAAUCCGUGAACUGCAACUUGAGUACAAAUGUGGUGCCCUACAUGAGACUACUUGCUUGCCAUCUAAAGUGUGUUAAUAAUUUCCAGGAAACGGUAUUCAUCACAAUGUUUAUGAUGCUUUGUUUCGAGAUACUGGUUUUUCUGAUCUACACGAUCAACGUUUACUAUAGUCCUGCUCUGAAGACCGUAUCGCGGUUCCUCCAUAUGAACGAGCACUUAGCGGGCGUUACUCUACUGGCAUUUGGAAACAGUUCCGCCGACCUAUUCUCAAACUUGGCAAGCGUGGAGGUAAAUGUGCCCGUGUUCGCCAACAGUUUGUCCUCGGCCCUGUUUGUGACCAUGGUUUGCGGGGGAUUGGUAUGCUACAUUAGCCCCUUCCAGAUGAAUGCCUACGAGACAAUCCGAGACAUUUUAUUCUUGAUUUUGGGGACAUUUUUAAUGGAUUAUUUCAUGACCGUCAAAACUAUUUCGAGCGAAGUUACAUUUUCCAUUGUGGCCUUUGUCUACGUCAUUUACAUAUUAGUGAACGUGGCAGAUCUUUACUUAUUGCGCAGGGCUUUGGACUCGAUCGGUAAACAAAUUGAUGAGCUAUUGAAUGCAGAACAAACUCCGGAAAACUUGUUAAAACUGCGACAUCUCGAAAGGAAGUAUGAAUAUUAUUCACAAGACACGAGGAAAGUAGAGGUUUAUGAGAAAAACAGUAUUGUGACGAGCACCAGAAUGCGGUUCACAACUAUGCGAAUGGUUCGAACAUAUCGAGUGAGCGUCAACCGAAGGUUCACCAGAUUAGUGAAGCACGACAGAACUCUGCCAAAGAACAGAGGAAUAUUCAAAGAAUUCCUCCUCGGACUGAGGCCCAUCAAGUGCAAAGAUUGGCGGAAAGCCGAACUUCUUAGUCGCGUGUUACUGCUGCUCAGAGCUCCAAUUGUGGUCCUCUGCGCCCUCUACAUUCCGCUGGUGGACUAUGAAAUGGAAAAACAUGGCUGGAACAAGCUUCUAAACAGCAUAAAUAUGAUGGUAAAUCCUGCACUAUCUAUAUCGGUCUUAAUGGCCUUUAUACACAGCAAGGGAAACACUUUAUGGUACAUUGUCAUAAAAGACCAAUUGAUUUAUGGGGCUUACUCUCUUGUGAUCACUGUGCCGAUUGCCGUGUUCGUUUUGAUUCAAUCUCGGACUGAUAUUCCACCAUCUUAUCACUGGGCUUUUACGGUAAUGAAUCUGACUGGCUCCAUGUUCAUAAUCUUUAUCUGCGCCACGGAAAUCGAUACGUUAUUUGAAGUAAUUAGUAGUUUAAUGGCCAUAGAUGACGAUUUCAUGGGAGCCACGAUUAAGGCUUUUACAGGGAACCUGGGCACGCUUUUUAUCAACGCAGCAUUAGCUGCGCACGGCUAUCCCAGGAUGGCAUAUGCAUCCUCCAUUGGAGGACCUUUAUUCACUAUUAUCGUAACCGCAAACACAGUGAAUUACGUUAGGAACCUCGUAGGUUCCGAAAAUAUGCAUCGGGAUCAGAUGGAGGAGUAUGGCAAUUUCGCUUUCGUUUUCCUCAGUAUGGGCCUUUUCAGCAUCCUGCUCUGGUCCACAACAUUGGGAUUUUUUGCCCGUCGCUCUGUGGGAUUAUAUUCGAUGGGUCUUUACAUCAUUUAUAUAAUAUUCUCGAUGUUAGUUCAACGGAAAGUCAUUCAUUCGUUUACCCCAAACAAACAACUUUCAGCUGCAUUUGGCGAUAUUUAGGUGAUUAGCGCAGAGCAUAUAUCAUUUUAAAUUUGUAAUA
Molecule: messenger RNA, 1990 nt
Organism: Drosophila gunungcola (fruit fly)
Lineage: Eukaryota; Metazoa; Arthropoda; Insecta; Diptera; Drosophilidae
Product: mitochondrial sodium/calcium exchanger protein
Exons: 7
Coding region: 97-1950 (617 amino acids)
Biological process (GO): transmembrane transport; monoatomic cation transport; intracellular calcium ion homeostasis
Cellular component (GO): membrane
Molecular function (GO): calcium:sodium antiporter activity
Source: RefSeq, a predicted model, not a curated record